CCCCAGCCCCCGAGCCCAAUCCCAAAGCAGCACGGGGAGACCCUCAUCUCAAUCUCAGUCUUCAAUGACCCAUGGGCCAUGGCACCAAUCCCCAGUGAAACGUACCUGCAGCACGGCACCCAUUGGGCCACGCCGUCAGGCCGUCCUGCCGGCCCCCUUUUCCCUGUGCCUGUGCCUGUGGCUCGCGGUGGCUCGUGGUGGCCUCCCGGGAUCCACGGUGAAUCUCCGUCCUCGACACUGCAUUCCCUGGGUUAUUAAGACUUGGCUACCUGGGGUGCUGGGGAGAUCGACUGGACGUCCUGAAGUCUGUCGUGUGUGCGAAGUGCACCAGCAGCACACAAUUGCAUUCAUUUGCUUGGCUCGCCUCGUCCCAUUUCCAUCCCGUCCCCAUCCCGUCCUUUUUCACUCCCGUCCCUCCCCUCCCUUGCCUGCUCUCUGUCCACAGACCUCGAGUCGACCCUCACCUUCAUUUGCUGCUCGAGAACGUCUCGAGAACCUCCACGCUGCUUCUGCCCACGCCGCCUCGCCGUGGCUGCCGCCCACAUCUUGUUCCCCGUGGACCUGGCAGUUGUACCUGCUAUUCUCUGCUACUGAUCCCUUCGCCGGCAAGCUUGUGCUCGCCGUGUCUGUCUUCGCGUGCUCUAGCCGUCGACGAGACAGGACCAGGUGCUGUGCCAUUGAGGUCGACAGCCACCGUAUUAUAAUUGAUAAUUAUUUUGUUUGUUUGGUUUUGGCAGUGCAAUCCAACAGGCGCUCGACACCAUGCUGUUGCCACGCUCCUUUCUGCUGCCCGCUGCUGUGCUGCUGGGCGCUGCCCAGUUUACGCUGGGACAGACAACGACCAAGUGCAAUCCCUUGAACAGCACCUGCGAACCAGACCCCGCCUUCGGCACAGACUUCAACUUCGUUUUCAAUGCCACUCCGAACGAGGCGGCCUGGGAGAACCACGUCGGAAAGGUUGCAUACGGCGACGAGGGCGCCGAGUUCACCAUCAACAAGCAAGGAGACUCGCCCACUAUCCGCUCGAAAUUCUACAUCUUCUUUGGCCGCGUCGAAGUAUGGUGGAAGGUGGCCCCCGGCCAGGGCGUCAUCUCGUCUUUGAUGCUGUUGUCUGACGAUCUGGACGAGGUCGACUGGGAGUUCCUGGGCGGCGACGGCAAGCGCGUCGAAACCAACUACUUCGGCAAGGGCGUGGGCAACUACACGUGGAUGAGCGAGUAUGAGGUCCAGGGCGGCACAACCAACGACUACCACAACUACACCAUCGACUGGACAAAAGAAGCUCUCGACUGGCAUAUUGACGGCCAACAUGUCCGCCACCUAACCAUCGAGGAGGCCAACAACACGUGGAGCUUUCCACAGUCCCCCAUGAGGAUUUCUCUUGGCAUCUGGGCUGGUGGUGACCCUACGAUGCCCAAGGGCACCAUCGAGUGGGCAGGGGGUGAGACGGACUACACCAAGACCCCGUACACCAUGUAUGUCAAGAGUUGCCGCGUUACCGACUAUGGUCGUGGCACCGCAUACAAAUACACCGACAUGUCGGGCACCUGGCAGAGCAUCGAGGAGGUCGAGUCCGAGAAGAACUCGACUGCGGCCGCCGCCGUCCAUGCCGAACCCGAGAAGAGCGUCUCGGAGAAGUUCAACGAGCUUCCCACUGGUGCCAAGAGCGCCGUCUUUGCAUGCAGUGCCGCUGCUGCCGUUGGUCUGGCGGUCGCCGCGGGUUUCUACUGUUUCCGCCAGCGCAAGAGGGGCCAGCACGAGGCACAGAUGGCUGUUGUGAGGGCUGAGGAGGAGCGCGUAGAGCUGGAACGGUACAAGGCGGCCGGAGUCAACCCCGACGGAUUCACCGACAUGGCCCCGACCCCGAAUGAGAAGUUCGGUGCGGCCGCUGCAUCCAGGCCGCUACUGAACAACGGCGGCUCGCCCCCGGGUACCCCACAUGACGGCCAGGACCCGUAUAGAGAUGGCUUUUCGCCCCUGGGCUCGGGCAGUGGUGGCUACUCCUCGAACCCCAAUGGGUUCCGGUAGAUGACAGAUCCGGUUGACACUUACUCGAGGUUGAAGGGACGAGCAGCCGCAGCGGGUCCGGAGUCAAGUUCGGGUCUACACAUUUACUUCACUUCGAACGACCGCAUCUGUUACAGUGUUUAUCUUCCUGUCAUUUCAAGUUUUCGGCCAUCCAGAUUCUUUGUGCCUCGACACUGUCGCGCGCAUGUUCUCCGACGGCGGGUCGCAGUCAUCUCAGAUGCGAUUUACCAUAUUCAUGGAUACGACGUGUAUAUAUACCCUUUAGUUGCGAGUACUUAGCGGAGUCGAACAAAUGUUUCAGUUUAGAGGUCACCCUGGGGCAGUCAGUGGAAUUGUUACAUAUGUAUGGCUGCGGCCUUUGGAGACUCAGCAGCAUUCGAGCCCCGGUGUUGCCCAUGCCUAUCUAUACUAUCUCGCGCGGGAUUCAUAAAGCCAACGGCUUCUCCAACGGGCCCUUUGGCCAUGUCGCAAAUCUAGAUGGUGAUUUCCUCAUCGGUAGUUUCACAUCAUAGCCCUGGAGAGGAUGAGCCCUGGCCGUGCCAAAGAUUAGAGAUGGAUAUCACUUGCCCAUAUUACCAACUUUUCCCACCCCUUGCGAAUGGCUUCUUGGAGGCAAGGCGAUCUGACACUCAGUGAUGCACACUGUUUCCUCCUGGUGGUUAGUGGGCCAAACCUUCCUUUCGGUCAACUUCUCGCCGAUCCAGACCUCCAGGGCUUGCGAUGGUGUGGCCAGCGGGGGCUCGCCGAAACCCCGUUCACCGUUCCGAACUCAGGUCCCACGUGUAAAUCCUGCAAACCACCACCAAAGCCAGCUGAAAUUGAAGUACAUAGCGAGUUAGAGCGUCGCCUCCUGUGCGCCACAGGCCCCAGGCCCGCGCCGGCUCAGGUUGUCUUCUCGGCCGGCCUAAGUGACAUAAAUGAUAGCAGGACCGAGAACAAAACUCAUAAGUUACAGAAAUCGGAUCCACAAAAUCGGUGCGGGAAACCCGGUCCUUUCUCCUGUUGGCAGCAGCCAGCCCUCCCUCGACCUGGGCACCGGGCCAAAGCCGACAGAAUUAGCAUGACCUGCUGCAGCCGGUUUUCAGCCAGCCCGUCACGGCCACAUCUGGGCCCAAGUGCCCAGACGUGGGAUCUACGCUCUCAUGAUAUAUGUGAAGGGGGAACCGUCGACACCUAGCACGACAACGUGGUACCUUGGUAGUAAAUAU
Diaporthe batatas is the source of this 3236-nucleotide messenger RNA. RefSeq lists its product as uncharacterized. Gene Ontology annotation, biological process: carbohydrate metabolic process; fungal-type cell wall organization. Gene Ontology annotation, molecular function: glycosyltransferase activity; hydrolase activity, hydrolyzing O-glycosyl compounds. The transcript is spliced from 3 exons. The record is from RefSeq and is a predicted model, not a curated record. The coding region runs from base 763 to 2028 and encodes 421 amino acids. Gene Ontology annotation, cellular component: fungal-type cell wall. NCBI's taxonomy places the organism in Eukaryota, Fungi, Ascomycota, Sordariomycetes, Diaporthales, Diaporthaceae.